GUGGAUCGUAUAUUUAAAAAGUGCCACGACUUCACAAAAGGUUUAUGAUCUGGUUUUUGUGAAAUUCAUAGGACAAAAUAAACAGUAAUGAAGACAAAUAAUAAUAGUCAUAAUUGAAUGUAAUUUUUAGUCUCUGAUUUGGCCACUUGAUAGCAAAAUUGGUGAAAAUGAUGGCAAUUGCACAUACUUGAGGAAGAAUAAAGACAAUUCUCCAUCGUGUUGUAAAAAUGAAUGUCCUCUGUAAAUUUCGUGUGCACGGCGAGGUUCCUCGUUUCUCAAUUCCUAGAAAGGCGUAUUCCAACCAAGCUAAGCUUGAUGACAGCAUGGUGAAGACUGCAGGCGAAAAACCAUGCGCCGAAGGAAGUGGAAGAAAAUUGUCAGUCGGAAUUUUGGGUGGCGGAAUGACGCCGAUUUUCACAGCAGUUCUGCUCAAGCAGUCGAAGAUAUUGAGAAAUAUUAAUAUCGUAGAUGUUUCUAAUUCUCUGUCUGGGGCGGUUUUCGAUGCUGGACAUAUUGACACUAAUCCCAAGAUCAAGUAUUACCGGAAAUCUUCGAUGAAGGCUGCCCUUUCCAAUGUGGAUAUUAUAGCUCUGAUGGACAACACCGAUGGCAGGAUCCUCAGUACUGAACCAAAACUUCAGUUGAUGAUGUCCUCGACUUAUAUCAAAGAAAUGGGGAAUGAAAUAUCGAAGAUAAAUCCCUCAGCACUUUUGGCUGUAUUUGCACGUCCCGUCACUGCGACGGUACCUCUUAUAAGUGAAAUAUUUCAAACAAAUAAGUGCUGGGACCCAAACAAGAUACUGGGAUCAGUGGCCCUGGACACUAUGAGGAUUGAAUCGAUGGCGGCCAAUCUCUUUUACUUGAAUUCCUCAUUUCUAUCGAUUCCUGUCGUCGGUGGAGCUGAUCCUAGUACUAUCGUUCCACUGUUGACAAAAGCCAAGCCAUUAACGCACAUCAGCCAAGAACAGGAGAAAGUAUUGGUAAAUCAAUGGAGAGCUUGUGACAGAGAUUUGGAAAACUGUACUGAUGAUUUCAAAGGCCCUGCCAUGUCUUCCGGGGCAGCUGCUGCCAAAUUCAUAUCCACUAUCGCUCGGGCUCUUAUUGGAGAGCCCAACGUCAGGUCCUGUGCUUAUGUACGAUCCGACAUCAUACCUUUAUGUCGAUUCUUCGCUAAUGAAGUUGAAUUAGGGAGAACUGGUGUCAAGUAUAAUUGUGGCCUGCCAAAGGUAUCCCCAAUUGCUGAGAACCUUGUACAGCGGGCCAUUCCGGUUAUCAUGGAGUUGUCUGACAUGGCUUGCGCAUCCCCUAAAUGUCCUAAGGAUUUGAAAAUUUGUGAGAAAAUGUGGAAUUAAUGGGGAAGUGUAAAAAUCGUCAUAAUUUGUGGGAUGAGGACGAGGUAAUGGAAUUCCGGGCCUCUUGUGAAAAGCGACUGAUUUCAUCCUUGAUUUGGUUCUUCAAGAGGCAACGGAUAAGACUAGCCAAUACUAAUAUAAAAAAAUGUAAUUUUCGCUUUGAAAACAUAAUUGAAAUACCUACAAAUUUCUUUAUAAUUUAUCUAUAAAUAAUUGAUAGUACUUUUUUUCAUUAUUUUUCCCAUAUUCCUGAGACGAAUCUCGUCGGGAAUAAUAUCGUGAAUGGUCUUAGAAAUUAUAAUGGUCAACUUUAAUGCAUUAAUAUCCGUUCAAUCAUUCAGUCACGAGAGAUUAAAAAACGGUUAUUUUUUUCCGCGAUACUCGUCCACAACAACAGUAAAACUCCCCUAAGCAGCCGGAUAUACUUAUACCUAUUGUGGAUAUACCGUAAUAAAGAGAGAGAGAGAGCGAGCGGGUAUUCGUAACGUCGGGAAUUUAAAUUUGGAAGCAGACGUGUGCUACAAGUGAUCACAGACACACAAUCAUUAUAAACAACAUUUCACAUUGGUUUCGUGCAAGCGCACUUCACGUUCAACUGAUCUCUGGGCUAUUUUCAUAUUCUGGGUAACGUCUCGUCCAACUCUACCCUGACAUUAGGAAUAACAAUUCGAAGGAGAGAGAAUUGUUUCAGGCAUUUGUGUGGAUUAAUUACUACCUCAAUAUGGGUAUCUUGAUUUCCAGAUUUCGG
Molecule: messenger RNA, 2100 nt
Organism: Diachasmimorpha longicaudata
Lineage: Eukaryota; Metazoa; Arthropoda; Insecta; Hymenoptera; Braconidae
Product: malate dehydrogenase, mitochondrial-like
Exons: 3
Coding region: 228-1352 (374 amino acids)
Biological process (GO): tricarboxylic acid cycle
Cellular component (GO): mitochondrion; cytoplasm
Molecular function (GO): L-malate dehydrogenase (NAD+) activity
Source: RefSeq, a predicted model, not a curated record